Messenger RNA from Mangifera indica (mango), 956 nucleotides. RefSeq names its product tropinone reductase homolog At2g29170-like. The coding region runs from base 94 to 876 and encodes 260 amino acids. The transcript has 5 exons. Gene Ontology annotation, molecular function: oxidoreductase activity. Lineage: Eukaryota; Viridiplantae; Streptophyta; Magnoliopsida; Sapindales; Anacardiaceae. The record is from RefSeq and is a predicted model, not a curated record.
GUUGAAAUAGUGAAGUUAUCAGCUUUAGUUUACGUCUAUCAGUCCGCAAACCAAAGCUAAGCACGUCUACAAGCAAUAGAAUUCCUCUAGAGAAUGGCUGGGGCAGGCCUCAACAGAUGGAGUCUUCAAGGCAUGACUGCUCUUGUCACCGGAGGAACCAAAGGAAUCGGGCGAGCUGUUGUUGAAGAAUUUGCAGAGCUGGAGGCUACUGUGUAUACAUGCUCUAGGAAUGAAUCAGAGCUUAUGGAAAGCAUACGUGAGUGGGAAAUCAAAGGUUUCAAUGUGAGUGGUUCCGUUUGUGAUGUGACAUCUCCACCACAACGGGAAAAUCUGAUGAAACGCGUUUCUUCUCUAUUUAAUGGCAAACUCAACAUCCUUAUAAACAAUGUUGGGACAAACAUACGCAAACCGACUGAAGAGUAUAAAGCUGAGGAUUUCUCAUUCAUCAUGAAUACAAAUUUAGAGUCUGCUUAUCACUUUUGCCAACUUGCUCAUCCUCUUCUGAAAGCUUCAGGAGCGGCAAGUAUCAUCUUGAUGUCUUCUGUUUGUGGCGUAGUAUCAGUAGACGGUGGAUCAAUAUAUGCAAUGACAAAAGGAGCCAUGAAUCAACUUGCAAAAACUUUAGCAUGUGAAUGGGCAAAAGACAAGAUAAGGAUUAAUUCUGUUGCACCUUGGUAUAUUUGGACUCCCCUUACUGAACCUUAUCUGAAUGAUGAGAAAAUCUUGAAGUCAGUGGAAUGUCGAACUCCAAUGGGACGCGUUGGGCAGCCGGAGGAGGUGCCUGCUUUGGUCGCAUUCCUUUGCCUACCUGCUGCCUCUUACAUAACUGGUCAAACUAUUUGCGUUGAUGGAGGUUUUACAGUCAAUGGCUUCUAAUUUUCAAAAAUUAAUAAAUGAGCCUUGGGACUUGGUUCAAAAAGAAAUUUGGAAAUAAAGAAGAUAGAAGAUGAAUUGCU